Neurospora crassa OR74A is the source of this 3013-nucleotide messenger RNA. RefSeq lists its product as hypothetical. The record is from RefSeq and is a predicted model, not a curated record. The transcript has 4 exons. Lineage: Eukaryota; Fungi; Ascomycota; Sordariomycetes; Sordariales; Sordariaceae. Bases 743 to 2230 code for a protein of 495 amino acids. Gene Ontology annotation, molecular function: oxidoreductase activity, acting on paired donors, with incorporation or reduction of molecular oxygen, reduced flavin or flavoprotein as one donor, and incorporation of one atom of oxygen; iron ion binding; heme binding.
GCAAUGGCGACAGUAACCAAACAAGAGGGAAGGUCCAUAAAAACGUAAAAGGUCCCCCCGCCUGCUAGGGCAGUCACAUACACUACAUCGCACCGAUAUCAUUCAUCAUUCCAGCAGUUGUGCGUUUGUGCUGGUGCACAUGUUACAUGCUUUAUCCGGCGGCGAUACCUGUCGACCGACAUACAAAGGUUCACUCAACUCCGCAGUUCUGACUCCCGACGAGACAAAAGUCUUUCUCGUCCGCGUGAGCGUCACUCACUCACUCGCGAACGAACGAACCCCGCGCCAGUAACAUGUCAAUGUGUUGAGGUUGUACCACUUCUACACCGUGACCCGCGACACAAACACCCAGAGACGAGAAGAGCGGGGGAAGGAGAAAAGUGGUUGGGAUUGAGUACGCAGGAGAGGUGUCAGUGAACAUUCAGCAAGCCAUUGAGAGCAAGCAUCUCAAAACAGAGAGUGAGAAGACGAGUGGCUACCAUCUUGGAGACCUCGAUUGAAAGUCGUUGGAAGCCCACCUUUUAUGCUUGCCCAAAUCAAAAGCUCGUCGAAGACAAGUUAAAUCUAAAAUCGACAGCGUCUUUUGUUGGACAAGAGGGGCAGACUAAGACUGUCUGUGCGGUUGUUAUUCUAGCAACUUGGGCUCAUCACCUCAACUCCCCGUUUCCCAAACGACGGCAUCCAACCACGGCGCAUUUUUACCAAAUACCACUACGACGACAACAAGAAAGCAACCGCCAAGAUGCUAACCCCCACGACCCUCCUCCUCUUAAGCCCUCUCCUCUACCUCCUCACCCUCCUCUUCCGCACCGCUCUCUACCGCCUCCGCGCCCGCUCCCUAGGUUGCAGCCCCGUGGCGGUCUACCCACAUAAGGACCCUAUUCUGGGACUGGACCUGUUCCGCGAAAGUUUGCGAGCCAUGAACACGCAUGCGCUGCUGCCGCUGUGGGACGCUCGAUUCAAGAGAUAUGGCAACACGCACUACACGCUGACGUUGGGGAAAUGGGUACUGAUGACGAACGAGCCGGAGAACGUCAAAGUGAUUUUGGGCACGAAGAUGGCCGAGUGGCCGAUUGAUGGACCACGGUUGCAUGCGUCUGUGGCGGUUUUGGGAAAGAAGAGUAUUUUUACUACUAACGGGGCUCAGUGGCGCGAGGCUCGAGGAAUGAUCAGACCUUCGUUCGUCAGGGACCAAGUCGCCGACCUUCAUUGCUUUGCCAAACACGUCGGCAACUUUCUCAACGCCAUUCCCAAGGACGGAUCGACCUUUGACAUGCAGGAACUCCUGCUUUCUAUGACCAUGGACUCGUCUACCGAUUUCCUGCUCGGUUGCUCCACAAACUCUUUGCUCCAACCCUCGCCCGAAGCCAAGCAGUUCCUCGAAGAUUUUGAGUACACCAGCCGUGAGGCCGCCAAGAAGUCUCGACUUGGAACGCUUCUCAAUUGGUUGCCAAACGGGGAGUUCCAGGCGACUGUGACAAGAGUGCGCGAGUAUGUGCGAGCCUACAUAAGGAAGUCCCAGGCGGAGAAGACCGACAAGAAGGAAAGAGACUACGUUUUCCUGCAUGAGAUUUUGAAGUCCGGCGCCGAUGAGGAGCACGCCAUCGACCAGGUCUUGUCCGUUAUUAUUGCCGGAAGAGACACCACGGCUGCGGCGAUGACGGCGUGUUUCUACUACUUGGCUCGCAAUCCGGAGGCAGUAAAGAAAUUGAGGAAGGAGAUCUUUGAUAUGGAGGACGAGAUGCCGACCUGGGAGCAGCUCAAAAACAUGAAGUAUCUGAACAUGAUAAUCAAAGAAGGUUUGCGGCUGUUCCCUCCCGCAUCAACUAACUCCAGAGCGCCGAUCAAGGACACGGUCCUACCCCGAGGUGGUGGCCCAGAUGGCAAACAACCCAUCCUUGUGCCCAAGGGCCAAGUCGUUAGGUGGUCGCUGUACAGUCUUCAUAGACGUAAGGAUAUCUGGGGAGAAGAUGCCCAUGAGUUCCGUCCAGAGCGGUGGGAUGAAAACCUUCGGGUCGGAUGGGAGUACAUUCCGUUCUCCGGAGGCCCGCGUAUAUGCCUGGGCCAGCAGUUUGCGCUUACCCAGAUCGAAUACGCCCUUUUCAAGUUCUUCCGUGCCUUCAAGAGCAUCGAACCCCGGGAUGACAAUGGCCCGCUGCUGCUUCGCACGAAUCUAACUGUGACCUUUGCGAAAGGCUGUCUGGUCAGUGCGACACCCGACUCUAACUAGGUGGUAACACCUCUGGAGAGGGGACUGAGAGGCGGAAGAGAUCCAGAGAUGUCGUUAGGUAGCAUGCGAUUUGGUUGUUGCUUUCGGUGUUUUAAAUCUGUGUCUCGCGAUAUGAAGAACAGUCUGUAUUUCGGCCAGUCCUGGACGCACAAGAAGCGUUUGCAUUUACUUGUUUUUGUUGUUAGGUCUGCUGUGUUCAGUUGCACAACAUACCAUACGGAAUAGUAUGAGGAGUGUGUCAACCUUGUACGACAACACAAGAUUGUCCGGGUGAUCUUACAAGUAACAACCACGACGGCUGAGCUUGACAAGCGUCCUAGCUGUCUGUCGGCUUGACACUUGCUGCACCUUUAGCCGCGAAUGCGGCCCCGAGCAACUGAGCAAGCCCCGAUUUCGAGUUUUGUACCAAAUUGUCUGGAUUUUGUUGAGCAUGUUGGGUCCUCCUUUUCGCUAGAGUGCUGUGUCUGUUGUGCCCGAUAUUCUCCUUGACUGUUGCACGGGCUUUACCUACGGUAUAUCGUCUAGGUGCGACCGACAGAAUGACGGGAUGGCUAACCAGGAGCGACCUUGUGCAUAGCUUUGCGGCCAUGUUUCUGGCAGCAAGAAGUUGCCAUGACCCUGACUGCGUAGAUUGGUGUUCGGGUUUGUUUCUCUCCAGUGAUAGCACCUCCGUCGUCACUGGAAACCUAUGGUAGUCUAGUGGUCUUGCGCAAGAUGUAGAGAAUCAGCGCCAACAUCGCGAGUUGGCUGAGAUAGCACAGAUUGUUGGUUGCCUAAUGGAAC